Molecule: messenger RNA, 1666 nt
Organism: Ipomoea nil (Japanese morning glory)
Lineage: Eukaryota; Viridiplantae; Streptophyta; Magnoliopsida; Solanales; Convolvulaceae
Product: palmitoyl-monogalactosyldiacylglycerol delta-7 desaturase, chloroplastic-like
Exons: 5
Coding region: 49-1161 (370 amino acids)
Biological process (GO): lipid metabolic process
Cellular component (GO): endoplasmic reticulum membrane
Molecular function (GO): oxidoreductase activity, acting on paired donors, with oxidation of a pair of donors resulting in the reduction of molecular oxygen to two molecules of water
Source: RefSeq, a predicted model, not a curated record
CUCAAAAUUGAAGUCCAGAAAAACCAAAGGCAAACACGUACGAGAAAAAUGGCAUUAUUCCUCUCACUGUCGACACCAAACGCUAAAUCUCUUCCCUUUUCGCCCCAAAUCUACCCUUUACGCCGGCAAACGCAAACCGGAAUUCUUCUUCGUAACUAUUCCAGCAUUUGCCGAGGACAAAAUCCAUUCACUUAUUAUCGCAAUGGAGAAAUACAACAUACUCUUUCUAGAAAGUUAUCACCCAUUGUGAGGGCGGCGGAAACGCCGGCAGGUUCUGACGACAACGGAGAAGACAUGACGUCGCCGCCGCUGCCGGCGAGAAUGUUGAAAUUUUUGGAUGUGGGGCCUGGGUCGCCGGCGGGGGCGGUGCUGUUGGCGUCGACGCAUUUGCUGUGCCUGUUUGCCCCAUUUUGUUUCACUUGGGAUGCCGCCGGCGUUGCGUUGGGGUUGGCCGUCGUCACGGCGUUGGGAGUUACUCUCUCUUAUCAUAGGAAUCUGUGUCACCGGAGUUUCAAGAUUCCCAAGUGGCUUGAGUACCUGUUUGCCUAUUGUGGUGUUCAUGCACUUCAGGGGGAUCCAAUUGGUUGGGUGAGUACCCAUAGACAACACCACCAGCAUUGUGAUUCUGAGAAAGAUCCUCAUAGUCCCAUUCAAGGAUUUUGGUAUAGUCACCUAGGCUGGAUGCUUGACUUCAAUUCUACUAAUGAAAGGGGUGAAAUGCCAACAAAUGUUGGAGAUUUGGAGAGUCAAUUCUUCUAUAAAUUCAUUCAACGCACCUAUAUUAUACAUCCCAUUUUACUUGCAACAUUGCUAUAUGUUACCGGCGGAUUUCCUUACGUAGUUUGGGGCAUGGGAGUAAGAGCUGUGUUAACGUACCAAAUAACAUUUCUUGUGAAUUCUGCUUGUCACUUAUGGGGAACUCAAGCAUGGAAUACAGGCGAUCUAUCUAGAAACAAUUGGUUAGUGGCAAUGCUUUCAUUUGGAGAGGGUUGGCAUAACAAUCACCAUACCUUUGAGUAUUCAGCUCGACAUGGCCUAGAAUGGUGGCAACUUGACAUAACUUGGUAUGUUGUGAGGGCACUACAAGCUUUUGGUUUAGCGACUGAUGUUAAAUUGCCUACUGAUGCUCAAAAGAAAAAGAUGGCUUUAACUACAACUUAAUGCUUUUGACUUGAAAGCACACAACCUGAAAUAUGCAUGGGAUAUGGAAUGUGAGGAAUGCAAUAUGUAAUUUGUAAUUAUUGUUGUUGUUUUUAUAUAAUUGUUAUGGAAACUUAUGUUAUAAAAACUUGGAUAUGUGGGGUGGCUGAAAUGAGGGAAUUGAGGAAAUGAGAUCUUUAUGCCUAUAAUCAAUUUUCUUUAAGUUUUAAAUCAAGGGAGUUCUUGCUAAACCUCUAAAUUCAAUUUAAGGUGUGAUAGUUCAAUUGAUAGAAUUAAUAUUUUCUUGACAAGUGUGCUAGCUAUUUUCUAUGACAUUUGAGCAGCUUAGGCUAACUAAAUUAGCAAAUCACUGAUUAGAAAAAAAAAAAAAUCAUUCAAUCUCUAAAGCUUUAACAGCUUCCAUGCUUCCCCAUCCUAUUGUAUUCUGGAAUAAAAUUAUGUACUUUUCUAUGUAUUCUAUUGUUAGAGUAUGUCUCAAAAGUAGUACUCCUUAUUUAAGUAAAAA